Messenger RNA from Thamnophis sirtalis, 1349 nucleotides. The record is from RefSeq and is a predicted model, not a curated record. NCBI's taxonomy places the organism in Eukaryota, Metazoa, Chordata, Lepidosauria, Squamata, Natricidae.
AUGAUUCUGAAGGGAACAGAGCUUACAGUACCUCAUUGUCAUUUAGAGAGUGUAACCACACUACUUUUUACUGUAUCUAUUUUAAUAAGAGAAAUUAUAACAUAUGAUAUUGUCCCCCUUAUCUACAGAAAGGAGCCUCCUAUAUCAUUGGGCAUAUUUCCACUCCCUCCAGGAGAUGCGCUUCUUACUCCUGAUACUCAGAGAGGAUCAGUGGAAACUCCUGGAUCAGAUAGUUGGAAGUUCCGUGAACUAAGUCAGCCUCGUUCCCGCACCAGCCUCAAGGAUGAAAUUUCUGAUGUUAGCCAAGCAGGGUCCAAAUCUACUACACCAAUCUUAACUGCUGCUUCAGAUGUGCUUACGUCUGCGGAGUCUCCCCUGCAUGAAGACAAGGAAGGCCUUGCAAAGAAUUCUGAUUCAUGGAACCAGAAAUUGGACAUAAACAAGCACAUUGAAGUGCAGGUAGCUCAGGAAACAAGAAAUGUAUCCAUCGGAGCUAAUGAAAAUGAUGACAAAUCUGAAGUUCAGGCAAUCAUUGAAUCCACUCCAGAGUUGGAUAUGGAUAAAGAUCUUAGUGGAUAUAAAGGUUCAAGCACUCCUACCAAAGGCAUAGAGAACAAAGCAUUUGAUCGUAACACAGAAUCACUGUUUGAAGAACUAUCUUCUGCUGGCUCUGGUCUGAUUGGGGAUGUGGAUGAAGGAGCAGACUUGCUGGGAGAAUAUUCUGGAAUGGGACGUGAAGUUGAAAACCUUAUUCUAGAAAAUACACAACUACUCGAAACCAAAAAUGCCUUGAAUGUGGUGAAGAACGACUUAAUAGCAAAAGUUGAUGAGCUGACAUGUGAAAAGGAUGUGCUGAAAGGAGAAUUGGAAGCUGUAAAACUAGCCAAACAAAAGCUUGAAGAGAAGAAUAAGGAGUUGGAGGAAGAGCUUAGAAAAGCCCGUGCAGAAGCUGAAGAAGCAAGGCAAAAAUCAAAGGAAGAGGAUGAUAGUGAUAUUCCUACUGCUCAGAGAAAACGAUUCACACGUGUUGAGAUGGCCCGGGUUCUCAUGGAACGAAAUCAGUACAAAGAAAGGCUAAUGGAGCUUCAAGAAGCAGUGCGAUGGACUGAGAUGAUAAGGGCAUCAAGAGAAAAUCCAGCUAUGCAGGAGAAGAAGAGAUCGAGUCUUUGGCAGUUUUUUAGCAGAUUAUUCAGUUCAUCGGGCAACACUGCUAAGAAACCAGAACCACCAGUUAAUGUUAAGUACAAUGCACCAACCUCACACAUAACUCCUUCAGUCAAGAAAAGAAGCAGCACCUUAUCUCAGCUACCAAGUGACAAAUCAAAAGCUUUUGAUUUCCUCAGUGAAGA